Messenger RNA from Porites evermanni, 4986 nucleotides. Lineage: Eukaryota; Metazoa; Cnidaria; Anthozoa; Scleractinia; Poritidae. The record is from the annotation of a GenBank genome assembly.
AUGGCGGCUGCGGCGAAGACAUCGCUUCCCAGUGGUUACGAUCACGAAGCCGGUCGAUCAACCAAGACAGUUACUUUCUACGUAAAUGGUGAUAGAAAUUUCCAAGGGCAUGUAAUGGUUAUUACUCCUAGGAGAUUUCGAAACGUGGAAGGCCUUUUAGACGAGUUACAUCGUUUAACAUACUCUAGACACGUCAAAGACUUACCCCUGGGAGUUCGGUAUCUGUUUUCCCUUGAGAGCGGCGACAGAAUUGACAACCUUGAUCAGUUAAUUGACGGGAAAGCUUAUGUUUGCUCAUCACAUUCACGUCUAAAGAAGAUUUCAUACGGUGGAAAGCCUCCUUUCGCCAACUGGGGCUCCAGACAGCGGAUCGAGCUGCCUAGCUUACACUUAAUGGCAUAUAACGAGACAAAACGACGACCGCUUGGUGUUAAAACAACAGAACACUCGAGACAACGUGAUUAUUCAGACCCAAAAUCCAUCCUUGGCGACGGAAGAGCAAAUCAUGUGAAACCCAAAAUUGUCACCGUGGUCAGAAAUGGCCCUCACAAGCCUCGUACAGCUGUAAAAACGCUCUUAAACAAAAGAACAGCUCAAAAACUUGAGCAAGUUCUUGAUGAAGUUUCUAAUUCCUUUGGAAACACCAGUGGUUUGAGCGCACCGAGAAAACUCUACAAUGUUUCGGGACAGCUAAUAACUGAUGUAAUGGAACUGUUUCGUGACGAAAAUAACAUAUUUAUUGCCGUGGGCAGUGAGAAAUUUAGUCCUGAUGACAUUGCGGAUAUUUUGGAGGACUUUGAACACGGUGCGAGCUCAAAGAAACGUUCCAAACAUAAGGAAUCGAAAGCGAGCAACGAAGGAAUGUUACACAGUAAACAGAAGAAGAACAAAGAGCACGAUCAGGCGAAAACUAUUAACACGGACGAGGAAAGCAAACUUCCAAAGCUUCCGGACAUUCAUGCAAAAGUUGAGAACAAACCAAAACAGGAGAGUAAUAACAAGCCUCAUUUGGCAGCUAAUUCGAAUGCUAAAAGGUCGCAUGUUAAUCAUAAGCCGGCUAAACAUGUCCCCUCACGCAGUCCGGGCAAAAAACAAAAUCAAAACGCGGUGAAACUUCCUCAGAUUGGCAGCAAUAACUUGGUGUCUCAACCAGAGAAAGGAAAUAAAGAAAACGAAGUAAUUUCUAAACCUAGCAACAAGGAAAACGAUGAUGUUGCCGGGGUUAAGAAUGCAAAUAAUGAACUCAGUGAGACGGCGCAUGUAAACACUAAUUUUCCCAGUGCUGACAAGCCGAGCAGAAAGGAAUCGGUUGGCAAGAAACAUAGUGUAGUUAGUAAGGUCAACACUAAGAAAACUUCGAGAGAUGACAGUGGUAUUAUUUCAGAGGCCGAGGUGAAAUACGGAACGGUUACUGACAAAACUGUCGAAGAUGUGUACCUUAUUGGAAAGAAAAUUGGCGACGGAAACUUUGCCGAUGUCCGUGAAUGUACUGACAGAAUAACCAAAAAGGAAUUUGCGUUGAAAAUUGUCGAUAAGAGCAAAAUUCAAGGGAAAGAACAAAUGAUCAGGGACGAAAUAGAUAUCAUGCGAAGAUGUAAACAUCCGAAUAUUGUACGAAUGUACGAAGAUUAUGAUACCACACGACACAUCUAUCUAGUGAUGGAGUUAAUCCAAGGGGGUGAUCUUUUCGAUGCAAUUUCUUCCUCGGUGAAGUUUACCGAAGCUGUCACUCGAAACUACGUCAAGGACAUUGCAAAGUCGUUGGACUAUUUACACAAGAGAAAAAUUGUUCACAGAGAUCUUAAACCGGAAAAUCUACUGGUAAGUCAAUUAGUCUCGUACAUGGUCAUUAUAAUCUUGUAUCUUGGUAACUAAUAAAUUAAAUACCCCAGGGAUUCCCCGCUAGAAGAGGCCUCUUUUCCCUAGUAUUUCGCCCACCAAAUACCAGGGAAAAAAAGCCUCUGCUAGCAGGGAACUCCAGGGAAAACCUUCCCAAUCCCAUCUCGAUAGGACUUUUAUGGAGCCCGAAUUACUGAGUAAUAAUUCCUAACUACGGCCUAUGAAUAACUCACAAUUCUGUACCAUGGCUUUUAACUCUUGUUAUUUAACCGGAACUUGUUCCGAAGCGAACCUUCAUACAAACUUGACCAGAGUUUUACUUAAACGGGGAACAAUCAUUAAAAUAUUCUUCGGCUUUCUUAGAAAACCCCUUUAUUAUUAAAAUGUUACUGGCGUUGAAGGUCUACAUGGAUUCAGUUUGGAGAAAAUGCAACCACAGUUAUAAUGGAAUUGGGCUAAACAGAAAAAUCUUUGAUGUUACCAUGGUUUUAUUUUAUGAAGCUUUUAUCUUUACAUUCUAGAUUUUAUUAAUUAAACAAAGAGGCAGUUUUUAAUAAUAUAACCAAGGGACAGUUGGAUUGGUAAACAAAUUGACAAUGCACUAUCUCGCUUUGUGUUUGCUAAAAAGGCUUAUGAGCAAAAAAAAUUUUAACUCAAUAAUAAAAAUUGGUCCACGCCAAAAAAUUACACCUGCCACGUCGAGAUCUUUCUUUCGCCUUUUUUAAAAAUAAGAUUCCUUUUAUAAAAAAAGACAAACAGGGAAUUCGUUUAUGUACUCAAAUGUCUUCCCAUCUGCCUUUGUCCUGCACCGUUUAGCCAUGUAUUGCCAGCUAUUACUUUGCAAAGCCCCAACUGCACUCUGAAAUUGGCAGCUCGUUUCAAACUUGCGGAUUCAGUGAUUGACUUUUGAGUAGCCGGUUCCAGGCUUUCAGAUUAUGGGGAGGACGCAAAGAGAUAUGAGCAGGAAAAACAGUGAGGGGUAGGGUAGGGAUGAGAGCCUCCCCUCUCCCUCCCCCUCUUCCUCUAUUAUUUUUUCACGGUCUCUGACUUAAUCGCGGAAAGCAAACUUAAAAAUAGAGAGCUUAAGCAACAACGAGGGCGACGGCUACGGGCACGAAAACGUCACUUAAAAAGUGAAUUCGCGCUGCCUCAAACUUCAAUCGAGCUUAUUCCAUCUCGUCUAGUUCGUUUCCAUCUCGUCUAGUUCGUUUUGUUUUGUUUUUGGAGUUGAAUUCUAAAGGAGUUUGUCAAACGUUUAGGAAGAGAAAAAGAAAGUUGUUGUCUUGUGUUCGCGUCCUCCACAAAACGUGGAUUUAGGCACUUUCACGUGGCAGUCGUGCAACGUCUACGACUGCAAAGAAUUGUACUAAAAAGCGUGAUGCACGUGCAAAGUUGUUGACCUAUUCCUUUUUUGCCGUUCUCGUUGCCGUCUUUGUCGUCGUUGCUUAAGUUCCCUAACAGAUCGAAGACAACGAUCAACCCGUGUAAGCAGGGUGCAAAGAAAGUAGUGUCCGAUAGCCCGGGGCGAGUGGAUUUUGUUCUUUACUGUGGGCAAGUGAAGUUUCUUGAGGAGUUCAGAUUACAGAAGAACUGUGAAAUAAAUUCUGCUCAUCAAUUAAAAAUGUUUUUGGGGCUAGUUGAAAUGAGGUUUGGACUUAUCUAGUAUAUGCUUGCUUCAGCUUGCCCGGCCGAAUGGCAAGCUUUAAAAAUGACUUUCUUUGCACCCUGCGUGUAAUAGAAUCCAAGACAGUCUUGGAUUCUCGAUUCUACACCGCGUAUUUCGGAUUCUAAGCACUUGAUUCCAGUCUUUGUUAGUAGAACUUGAUUCUGGAUUCGAAUCGUUAGUGGGAUUCCGGAUUCCAAAGCCCACGAUACCGGAUUCCACAAUCAAAAUUUCCUGGACUCCAGAUUCUAAAUUUCCACAAGCAAAAAUUUUCGGAAAUCCGGAUUCCCAUAUAUGGGGUGACAACGGGCUUAAGGGACGUUACGCUCCCACAACAGUGACGCCAGUUAAAACGUCACUGAAAAUUGACCUCGCGUCCACUUCCGAGCUCAGAGAGAUACGGUAUUUAUGCGUGUUGCCGUUUACGUCCUCGAAAGAGCUUGAAAGUUAGUCAUUUCGCGUCGUAGUUGUUCUGGGGCCAAAGAGAUUUAGCAACGUGAUGCACGUAAAAAGUGGUUGUCUCGCUUACUAAACCUAUUCUUUUUUGACGUACGCGUUGUCGUCUCAGUCAUAGUUUCGUAAAAUGUCUUUGAAGCCGAUGGUAGUAUUGUUCUUCCUUAUUUUCCCCUGAGAUCGUUGAGAGCGAGCGCUCACCAUCACUCCCAGCCAUUCUGAAUCGCUUUCAAAUGUACCGAGAGGACGAUCGUCAAGAUUUAUAGCGGUGGGGAAAGGGAGGCCCCGCCCCCUCCCCUUAUUGAAGUAGAUGACAAGCUAGUCUCGGUCAAGAUGGCCGCCUGUAGCGCUCGUUCUCGACGAUCUUACGGAAAAAUAGGGGACUGUGAACAGUCUAAGCUGAUGGUUGCUCCCGGUAUAAUAGGCUCUUAAUGUAGCCAAAUGACUCUUUAAAAGAGUUGCUGACUUGUAUUUUAUCCCCUUUUUAGGUUCACAAGAAACCUAAUGGUCAAACAAUUCUUAAACUGGCAGACUUCGGCUUAGCAAUGGAGGUAAAAUCACCAAUCUUCACUGUCUGCGGAACACCCACUUAUGUAGCACCAGAAAUCCUCGAGGAAACUGGUUACGGGCUCAAGGUCGAUAUGUGGGCAGCGGGUGUCAUCACCUACAUCAUGCUUUGUGGUUUCCCACCGUUUCGUAGCGCCAAGCGAGACCAGGACGAACUGUUCGACUUAAUUAUGGACGGCGAUUACGAGUUUUUGUCACCUUAUUGGGAUAACAUUUCAAACGAGGCCAAAGACCUCAUCUCGAAACUGCUGGUAGUGAGCCCAAGUAAACGAUACACUGCGGAAGAAGUCUUGGGUCACCCUUGGGUUAAACACACUGGUGUUUCCCGUGAACUCGGCAGUCAAUUUCUCACGUCGCGUAGAAAGUUCAAAGCCGCAGCUCUUGCUGUACAAGGAGCGAAACGGUUUGAAAGCUUGGCGGAACAAUUCCAUCGGCAGCGAGGCGAGAAGGUUUUCGUACGGUAA